This is a messenger RNA of Grammomys surdaster, 2190 nucleotides long. It is a transcript of the gene Cxcl16, whose product is annotated as C-X-C motif chemokine ligand 16. Gene Ontology annotation, biological process: response to tumor necrosis factor; positive regulation of cell growth; T cell chemotaxis. Lineage: Eukaryota; Metazoa; Chordata; Mammalia; Rodentia; Muridae. The record is from RefSeq and is a predicted model, not a curated record. The transcript is spliced from 5 exons. Bases 602 to 1390 code for a protein of 262 amino acids. Gene Ontology annotation, molecular function: scavenger receptor activity; low-density lipoprotein particle receptor activity; chemokine activity.
CAGGGCUUGGGCAGUCCCACAGGCCUGGUGACUUCCUUGACUGCUUAAUCUUGGCCAUGUGACUGGAUCCUACUGAGACCCAGUGGUCCAGGGAAGUGAAAGCAUCUUGGAGCCAGAGAAAGGAUCUAGAGGGUCAUCCACUUUACAAACCAGCAGACAGACAGAUGACCGCUCAAGAGGGCUGAAAUCCCCGAACCCAACCGAGUCAUUCUUCCGGGAUCACUGCUUGCUCACUCGGAUUCUUCUGGCUCUACAGCUCAAGUUUUCUUUCGUUUUUUGUCAGAUAGUCUUGGCUGACCCUACGGCUGGCUGGGAGUCUGGAGUCGGGUGAAGGAGCUCCGCCUUCGGGGGCAGGGGUGUGUGUGUCACCCCCGACUGGGAGCUGGGCGCAGCGCGGGCUCCCCGGUACUGACCAGACGUCGGUUCGGGACAGCGCGCGAGGGACAGAAGGCUCCACCACCUCGCGCCCCAUCCCCUCCCGAGCUUGGCACACGGAUCAGAGCCUCCGCAAAACAUCAGUCAGGGUGAAGAAGUGAAAGCUGUAGAGAAUCGGCUGGAUGUCGGCUAGGUGACCUCGUCUCAAGCUCCGCAGAGGCCUGAGAUGAGGCGGGGCUUUGGACCCUUGCCCCUUGCGUUCUUGUUGGCGCUGCUGACCCUGCCAGGCGAUGGCAACCAGGGAAGUGUCUCUGGAGGUUGUUCCUGUGAUCGUACAAUUCCUUCUGGCACCCAGAUACCGCCUGGUACUUUGGAUCAUAUCCGAAAAUACCUGAAAGCAUUCCAUCGCUGUCCGUUCUUUAUCAGCUUCCAGUUGCAGUCCAAGAGCGUGUGUGGGAGAAGCCAAGACCAGUGGGUCCGUGAACUAGUGAACUGCUUUGAGCAUAAAGAGUGUGGAACUGAUCAUGAGAAGAGUUUCCACCACCAAAAACAUUUGCCUCAAGCCAGUAUCGGGAUCCCUGAGGCCACAGAGGGGACACUUGCAGGCACAAGCACCCCUGCACCGAUUCAGAGCACCCAGCAGUCCACUCUUCCAUCGGGAGCACUGUCCUUGAACAAACAGCUCACCCAACACAGGGAAACGACCAUUCUUCCUUUAGGCUAUGGUCUGGAAGCUGGGCCUGAGGCUAAAGACAAACAGCAAGAUGACAAACAGCAAAAAGAACCAGGAGCGGGCACACGAGCCUUGGUACCAGUGCUGUCCCUCCUGGCCAUUGUCUUCUUCCUCAUAGCAGCCAUGGUCUAUAUGCUGUGCAACAGGAGAGUGACACGGCAGAGCUCUGCAGGUGUGCAGCUCUGUUAUACACCUGUUGAACCACGACCCCAGCGCCUGGAGCAAGAAUGGAAGCUCGUGAGGGAUGACUUGGGAGAGGUGGCAGACAGGGCGGCAGGCUAGCUCCAUCAGUGAACUGAACCUGAGCUCAUUCUUCCUUAUGCUGUUUUGAGACAAAGUACCAAUAUAUAUAUAACCGCGGACAGCUUUAACUACUGCCUUUACAGUACCUCCUAGAUUCUGCAAUUAGAGAUACAUGCUACCACAUCUGCCCUCAUUUACUUUCAUAAGGUAUGAGUUUUCAGGUUUUUGUUUUGAUUAGCUGGGAUCUUAUUUAGUCCAAGGCGGCCUCAAAUUCCCUAUGUACGUGAUUACAUAUCCCUAGGUUUCCUGCCUCCACUUUCCGUAGUGCUGGGAUUAAACCCUUACUAAACACUUUUUUUUUUCUUUUUUGGAGACAGGGUUUCACUAUUCAGCCCUGACAGUCCUAGGGCUCAGAAAGAUCUGCCUGGGCGGAUUUCUGAGUUGGAGGCCAGCCUGGUCUACAGAGUGAGUUCCAGGACAGCCCGGGGUAUACAGAGAAACCCUGUCUCAAAAAACCAAACCAAACCAAAACAAAACAAAACAACAACAAAGAAAGAUCUGCCUGCCUCUGCAGUGUUGUGAUUAAAGGACUGCCCUUGAAGGAACCACUCUUUACAACUAAUAAUAUAUGAAUAGCCCCCCUGCCCUUAGCCUCUCCCCUGUCUCUAAUAAAAUACUCUCAAAUAUGUGGUUCAAAGUGUAGCCCCGAGGUAGAGUGCCUGCCUAGCAUGUGUAAAGUUCUAGGUUCAACCUGCCCACUAUCAGAUUAAUUUUAAAAAGUGUCUGCUUUUUACAUUGUGUAACAAUAAACUAGACAGAUUCUAUGUUUUUAACUGUAA